CAAAACCUUUAGUCAGCUACAGCAACGAUCUUUUCACACACUCAGCAUCACCAUCAGCAGCUGGGGUGUGAGAACUUCAGUGGUUAGAGUGUCAUGAUAACCUGUUUGAUCCCAGGAGUCUGACACUAAUUCCAUGCAGUUCUCUCUUACUGUUUCCACUUACUUGACGUUGACAAACCCUGCUCUUACCAUGAAUGUCUUCUCCUCCCUCACCUCCCCCUCAUCCUGCCCCCACUUGUACCACUUACUCAGUUACCCCAGCAAUGCCACCAACUCAAAUGGAACCACAGCCAACACAGUGUCUGGGAUUAGCCCUGUGAUCCUGCGGCAUUACAACUAUACCGGCCGCCUGCAAAACAGGACUGUGUCUAACACUCAGAACCACAUCAUUACCUCCAUGGCGGUCUUCUUGUUCUUCAGUGUUUUCAUCAUCCUGGAAAACCUGCUGGUGCUGGUGGCUGUCAUCUCCCGUAUCCGCCACAACCGCCGCUGGGUUUACGUUUGCAUUGCCAACAUUACGCUCAGUGACCUCCUGACCGGUGCGGCCUACCUGGUGAACAUCUGCAUGUCUGGGAGCCAAACAUUUCGCCUCACCCCUGCACUGUGGCUCUUCAGGGAGGGCAUGCUAUUUGUGGCUCUUGCAGCGUCUAUAUUCAGUCUGCUGCUGAUUGCUGUGGAGCGUUACACCACAAUGAUGAAGCCGCUGCCACAGAAGUCAACAGCAAAGACCUACUAUAGGAUCUAUGGCUUGGUGGCCCUCUGCUGGCUUUUGGCUUUUGUCAUAGGUUUCCUCCCAUUGCUGGGCUGGAAUUGUGUGUGCAGUCUGGACCAAUGCUCCACCCUCCUUCCUCUCUACUCCAAAACCUACAUCUUUUUCUCUCUCAUCAUCUUCUUCAUCAUCCUCUUGACUAUCGGUGUGCUCUAUGGUGCCAUCUACUGCCACGUACACAAGAGUGCACAGCUGGGCCCCCAGCGCAGUCGCAAGCGCUCUCUGGCUCUGCUGAAAACUGUCAUCACCAUUGUCGGGGUCUUCUUACUCUGCUGGGGGCCUCUGUUUCUGCUCUUACUGGUGGAUUUCUUUUGCACUUCCCGCCAGUGCUCUCCACUCCACAGUGCUGAUAUCUUCAUUGCCCUGGCAGUCCUAAACUCAGCUGUGAACCCCAUCAUCUAUGCCUAUGGCAGCAGCGAGAUGAGGAGGGCCAUGGCUGAGCUGCUGUGUUGCUGCUGCCUGAAGGUCGGCUUCUGCCACCCGGACACGUUCACUUCCAAGGACACCAGCAGCACCUCAGAGAGCAGGAGGGACAGUCUCAGGAACAGUUUUAGCAGGAUAAGGAAUAUUAGCUUGGCCUCGCCACCAUCCACACCUACUAAGACUCACAAAGCACAUAAAAAAUGCAGGCUGAGCUCCACUACCACCUGCCUGUCAGUUUCAAGUGGUUAGACCACAAUGUGGUCCCCUCCCAGGCAAACGGGUCCUGUGUGCACUGAUACACAUCUAACCGUUUCCUUUUGAGUUUUGGUUUAAAUGUUCAGUAUUAUGCCAUAAAGCUCUUGCACUGAUAGAUUAGUUAAAUAGGAAUGCAAUGAAAAGUCUGCAGCAGUUACUUGUUCCUUGUAAAUUUUUGAUUAGUUAUAUUUGUUUUUUAUUUCUUUUUUUUUUAUAAUUUUUUUUUUUUUUUUUUUUACAUGAUUAUACAUAAAUCUGUAUUUUCACAGCUGUGGAUAUUUUUAAUUACUAUUUCUAAUGGCUGAUUCUUUAGGCUACAGUCAUUGUUUAUACAUGGGUUGUCUGAUGUACUAAUACAAUAUGUGGAAACUGUUUCUCAAUUGCAUUGUAUAGUAAUGUUGUGUGUUGUAAUAACUGCUGAAACAAUAAAUAAAGGUUACAUAUCCAA
Sphaeramia orbicularis (orbiculate cardinalfish) is the source of this 1895-nucleotide messenger RNA. It is a transcript of the gene s1pr4, whose product is annotated as sphingosine-1-phosphate receptor 4. Lineage: Eukaryota; Metazoa; Chordata; Actinopteri; Kurtiformes; Apogonidae. The coding region runs from base 134 to 1441 and encodes 435 amino acids. Gene Ontology annotation, biological process: G protein-coupled receptor signaling pathway. The transcript has 2 exons. Gene Ontology annotation, molecular function: sphingosine-1-phosphate receptor activity. Gene Ontology annotation, cellular component: membrane. The record is from RefSeq and is a predicted model, not a curated record.